Boeremia exigua is the source of this 398-nucleotide messenger RNA. RefSeq lists its product as uncharacterized. Gene Ontology annotation, molecular function: heme binding; oxidoreductase activity, acting on paired donors, with incorporation or reduction of molecular oxygen; iron ion binding. The coding region runs from base 71 to 292 and encodes 73 amino acids. The transcript has a single exon. Lineage: Eukaryota; Fungi; Ascomycota; Dothideomycetes; Pleosporales; Didymellaceae. The record is from RefSeq and is a predicted model, not a curated record.
AUACUCUGCUCAUAUUAUCUUUCCAUUCUUGCCUUUGAACCUCUACGGACAAACCUCGACUGGAAAUGCGAUGAACGAGCAUGAGCAAUAUGUUGUUAAGGCUGUGGACAAACGAUUGGCCAGCACGUCCUCGCGCAAGGACUUAAUGACACAAAUUCUAAGGUACAAGGACGAAACGGGCAUACCAAUAGAAGAGACAUACGAAAACUGCUCGCUGCUGGUGGGCGCUGGGAGUGAGACCACGGCCACAACUCUAUGUGGUACAACCUGUCACCUUUUAAAACAUUCAUGAUGCUACGAGAAGGCAGUGGAUGAAAUCCGGGCCAUUUUUGCGAAGGAAUCUGACAUAAAUAUGGUCGCCGUGAACAGCAAAUUACCAUACACAAAUGCUGUGCUCA